UUGCUUGUUUUGCUUGUGCUUGAUGCUCUUUUUCAGAAAAAUAAAUAAAAAUAUUUAAGGAGUAUAUGGUUACAAAGAGAACAUUUAAUAGGAGAAAGAGCUUGACAAUCUUCUCAAUAAUAAAUUUAUUUUUUGUGUUUUUUAACCUAAAAAUGAAUUUUUUUAAGAAAUAAGGAGCUUUUCUUGGCAUAAAUCGCCAUUUAAGUCUAGCCCCGAGAAGGCACCGAUCCUGCGGCCUUCCUGGCAUUACUAGGGGCUACUGAGUCAUUCACCAGCUGAAUGGCAGCCUUCUUCACCUCACCUUCUUUUUUUAAAAAUAGAUCUUAAGCCCCCGCUUAGUAAGCGUUUUAAAUGAUAGUCAGCUUGAUCUCUCCCUACAUUUUAUAAUUUUUGUUAAGGUGCCUGGCAGAAUCUUUAUUAAAAAAUUUUUUAGCUAAAGCUAGGUUAUAAUUUAAACAAGCUAUGGAUUAUAUAAACAAUUUUGUUCUUCGUUAUCGCCAAAAUCGAAAAAUGCUUCUUGCCAUUGUUUAUGUAGCAAUAUUUUUGGACAACAUGUUGUUAACAACUGUGGUACCAAUAAUCCCUGAGUAUUUAUUGCGUAUCCAGCACCCAAAUUCAACAGAUUUACUUUUAAACGAUAAAAUAGAUGAUUUUUCUUUAAAUGGAGAUGAAUUACAAUUGUAUGAAAAUCAACGAAGAAAACGUCAAACUUUGUCUUGGGAUAGUCCUGAUUGGGAUGAUAAUAAUGAUUUUAAUGAAAAGAAGGAAUUGAGGAGAAAGUCAAAAAUGACAACACCAAUGAUUAUGAAGCACUUCCUGGAGCAAUUAAUAUUGGACAAAAUGCAAGAAGAAAACAGCCAAUUAGAUGACGACAAUUUUUAUAUACAACCAAAAUUAAAUUCAAAAUUUUCAAGAAAAAAUUCCACAUUAAAACAACAACAACAAAAUUAUCGUCUACAAAAAGAACGUUUGCGACAUGAAACUUUAGCAGAUGAAAAUGUUCACGUUGGAUUAAUGUUUGGGUCAAAAGCUUUAAUCCAAUUGAUUACAAAUCCUUUAAUUGGACCGUUGACGAAUAAGAUUGGUUAUACAGUACCAAUGUUUGGCGGCUUCAUUAUUUUAUUUCUGUCAACAUUGCUUUUUGCAUUUGGAAGUUCUUUUAGCUCGCUUUGGUUGGCUAGAGCUUUACAAGGUAUGGGAAUGCUUGCCCAAGCUUAUCCAGAUGAUGCUGAACGUGGAAGUGCAAUGGGUAUUGCUUUGGGUGGAUUAGCUUUGGGCGUACUUGUUGGGCCGCCUUACGGAGGUUUGCUUUAUCAAUGGGCAGGAAAGGAACUUCCUUUCAUUUUACUUGCUUUGCUUGCAUUGUUUGAUGGAACUGUUCAAUUUUUACUGCUACAACCUAAAAUUGAUAGAGGAGAACCUGAAGGAACAGCAAUUUUGGAAUUAAUUAAGGACCCUUAUAUUGUGGUUGCCGCAGGUUCAAUAACUAUUGGAAAUUUGGGUAUUGCAAUACUUGAACCUUCCCUGCCUCCUUGGAUGAUGGAAAGUUGGUCUGCUUCAAUAUCUUAUAUGAUUGGAACUAAUAUAUUUGGACCUUUAGCUCACAAAAUUGGAAGAUGGUUGAGUACAUUUAUUGGAAUUGUUGUAAUUGGAUUUUGUUUAAUUUUGAUUCCUUCAGCAGAAUCAAUUUAUGGACUUGUCUUACCUAAUUUCUUUAUGGGAUUCUCUAUUGGGAUGAUUGAUGCUUCAAUGUUUCCAAUGAUGGGUUACAUUGUUGAUAUUCGUCAUGUUGGUGUUUAUGGUUCAAUUUAUGCGAUUGCUGAUGCUGCUUUUUGUUUUGCUUUUUUUCUUGGGCCGUUCUUUAGUGGACCUCUUGUGAGGUCUGUUGGCUUUCCUACGUGA
Messenger RNA from Meloidogyne enterolobii, 1902 nucleotides. NCBI's taxonomy places the organism in Eukaryota, Metazoa, Nematoda, Chromadorea, Rhabditida, Meloidogynidae. The record is from the annotation of a GenBank genome assembly.